ACCAUUUUGCGAGGCUCUGGAGUCUUCGAUUCUUGUCGCUAGGGUUUGGAGCCAGCGCGGCGGCGCUCGCGCCCGCUGCGGCAUCGCGGAGCGCCAGGCGAAAUUCAAUGCAGUGCCUCCGUCGAGCUGGAGAGAGGUUUGAAAUCUCGCUGUACGCUUCUCUUCUCCAAUUCUUUCCUCAUCCUAGCGUUCUUCUCCAUCCCGGCACGCCUGAUUCUCUCUUCUCUCGUAUUCUCGAAUGAUAUUUCCCGAGAUCUAACUGUUGUUGCUUCGUGAGAGAAGGGAGCGAGAUAGAUCUUCUUCGUCCUAAUACAUGAGCUCCAAUGAAGCCACCGAGAUGGAGAUUGAGGAGGAGCAGGGCGAGGAAUGGAUUAAGGUACUGGGAUCAGACCAACUCCUCAUCGUUCUCCACUUCUUACCAGUCUCUGGGAUCGUAGCCUUCGGAUUGACAUGCCAUCGCUUCUACGAUCUCGUCAGCUCGGACAGCCUCUGGGCCAGGAUCUGCCGCCGCGAGUGGGGCGAGGCGGUGGUGGAUGCGUGGCCCAAUUCCAGGCUCCGCAAGCGCAGCUGGAAGCAACUCUACGCCGAGAUGCUCUUUUGCGGCGCUGUUGCGUGGCAUCACUUGGAGCAGCCGGACCCGCUACCGCUUGGCCGCGCGUCCCACUCCAUGAUCAACGCUGGUGGCAAAGUUUUCGUCUUUGGAGGAGGAUGCGAAGGAGGGAGAGCUCUAGGCGACACAUGGAUCGCGCCACUUCCCAGCAACACCCUGCUCACCGGCAUCCACUGGCAGCUCCCACGCAUCCAAAACCCGCCGGCUCGAUUCGGGCACAGCUGCGUCUACCUCGAGGACGUUGGCCUCCUCGUCCUCUUCGGCGGCAUCAGCGACACCGGCACCCGCUACCUCGACACAUGGAUCAAUGACACCACCGCCGCCGCCGCCGCCGCCGCCGCCGCUAGCUCCUGGCACCUCCUCCCCGUCUCGCACUCGCCGCUGGCCCGGGGAGCUCACGCAUGCUGCUACGCCGGCGAUAAGAAGGUGGUGGUCUUCGGCGGCAUCCGUAACGACGGGGCGAGGCUCCACGAUACAUGGGUGCUGGAUCUAUCCCAAGAGCCGCCCUCUUGGCGGGAGGUGGCGACGCAAGCUUCCCCCUGCGCGAGGUCGGGUCACACUCUCACGAGGAUCGCCACCAACCAGAUGGUCCUCUUUGGCGGCCGGGGCGCUCACUUCGAGGUCCUCAACGACGUCUGGCUGCUCAACCUCCAAGACCAGCGUCCAACUUGGACGGAGCUCUCACGGACCAUAACCGACGAGGCGCCGUCUCCCCGGGCCGGUCACUCGGCCUCGAUCAUCUUCGGCAACAGGAUCCUGAUCUUCGGCGGCGAGGACGCGCGGCGGACGAAGAAACGCGAUGUGUGGGUGCUGGAUCCCGAGGCAGUAGCAGCAGCAGCGCCAUCCUCCUCGUCGCCAACUUGCUCGGAGAAGAACUACGGGCGGAAGUUUUGGAAGAAGCUGCGAGUACGUGGCCAAUUCCCGAGCCGGACGUCGUUCCACGGUGCCUGUAGCCUGGGGACGGGCCACGCCGUCCUCGUCUUUGGUGGCAUGGUAGAUGAUCCGAGCUCGUCUGGCAUAGUUUUUAACUCGGGCCUCUUUCUUCUCCAGCUCAUUCCUUGAGUGUAAGUCCCGGUUGGCUCUCGUUUUGUGCAUGUAGAUUUGAGUUCCUCUAUCAUGUAGAUUUGUUGUUUGUUCUUCUUCUUUAUAUGCAUUGCUUGAUCAGUGCUAUCUCGGGCCAUUCGUCUUGUUUGUUGUUUGCUGCUGCUAACCUUUCAAUUUCGCAGUUGGUGUUGAGAGAGUUCCUUCGCUUCCAUUCUUUACUGAUCCUCCUCUCUGGCAAUGAAAGCGAAGUCGCACUUGUUGUAUGCCA
This is a messenger RNA of Selaginella moellendorffii, 1922 nucleotides long. Its product is annotated as F-box/kelch-repeat protein At1g51550. NCBI's taxonomy places the organism in Eukaryota, Viridiplantae, Streptophyta, Lycopodiopsida, Selaginellales, Selaginellaceae. The coding region runs from base 314 to 1672 and encodes 452 amino acids. Gene Ontology annotation, molecular function: protein binding. The record is from RefSeq and is a predicted model, not a curated record. The transcript has 2 exons.